This is a messenger RNA of Diplodia corticola, 624 nucleotides long. Its product is annotated as cnl2 nkp2 family protein. The transcript has a single exon. The coding region runs from base 1 to 624 and encodes 207 amino acids. Gene Ontology annotation, cellular component: kinetochore; Mis6-Sim4 complex. NCBI's taxonomy places the organism in Eukaryota, Fungi, Ascomycota, Dothideomycetes, Botryosphaeriales, Botryosphaeriaceae. The record is from RefSeq and is a predicted model, not a curated record. Gene Ontology annotation, biological process: chromosome segregation.
AUGGCCCCGAACGAGUCCUCGAUCCUCUCCAACUUUCUGCUCCCUCCCGCGCCGCUCCAAACCAUCAUCACCCUGCGCCAAUUCACCGACCUCUUCCCGCGCGCCCACCAGUCCAAUCCCGCCAUACCCAGGCUGUACCGCGAGCUACAGCACCAGCGUGCCAUUGAUACCGAUGACGUGAAGCGCAAUAUUACCGCUGAAUGCAAACGUGGCGAACGGCAGGCGCGCGAGGUUGCACGAGCACGGAGGCGCGAUGAAGCUGCCGACAGCGCUGCCGCCGGCCUCACGCGCCAGGAGGAGAUGGACGUCAAAAUGGAAGAGGACCUACACGGGCGCGCUGGCGCUACUGCGCGUGUGACUGCAGGCAGGCCGAAGAAGAGGACAGCGGAGGCGGUCGCUGAGGAUAUGGAACAAGCUGAGCGGGACAUUGAAGUGGAGAUUGCGGGAAUCGAGGAAGAAACCGAAGCCGUGUUAAACGACCUCAAGAACGUUGUCAGUGAUCUUAGUGAUCUAAGAUACGGUCGUUUCAACAAGCCAGCAGCUGGUGGCGAAGAACUAGGGCCGGAGACAGUAACCACUCUGCGGCAACUACAAAAGGUGUGCCAAGAUAUUGGAAAUGGUUGA